This is a messenger RNA of Cynoglossus semilaevis (tongue sole), 7075 nucleotides long. It is a transcript of the gene cacna2d4a, whose product is annotated as calcium channel, voltage-dependent, alpha 2/delta subunit 4a. The record is from RefSeq and is a predicted model, not a curated record. Gene Ontology annotation, cellular component: voltage-gated calcium channel complex. Lineage: Eukaryota; Metazoa; Chordata; Actinopteri; Pleuronectiformes; Cynoglossidae. The coding region runs from base 2908 to 6246 and encodes 1112 amino acids. The transcript is spliced from 40 exons. Gene Ontology annotation, molecular function: voltage-gated calcium channel activity.
AUUUAGUGUUCUGAGAAAGACAAUCUGACAAACUUUGAAUCUCUUUGGAUUUCAUUUACAAAAAAAAAGUACAACUUCUGAAAAAAAUGGGAAUCAAGUAAGAAUUUGUUUUAUUAAAAAAAUGAAUAACCACUUAGAUUUGUCACUCCUCCACUAUAAUGAAAGUUUUAUUCAGAGGUAAAUGAAGCCUUUGCUGUACUUCACUCUCUGUCUUAUUUCUGUCUUGGACAAACUGACGUCUCCUUAAUGAGACUUGACCAAGUGGAGCAGAUGUCUUUUUUUGUUUUAAUUUUUCUAGAUUUUAUUUUAGAGUUUCUAAGUUCUAAGUAUUUUCUGUAUCACCAGCAUCAAACCCAAACCAGCAAACUACUUGAAGAUAAAACAGCAUAUAAGGCACAAGAACAUGUUUAAACUUGAGCUUGUUAAACAUGUCCAUUGGUUAUUUUUGUUACAUUAACUUUUCUACCGGAGGAAGUCUGUAAAAGAUGUGAUGUGUGUUGACCUUGUUGAAAUAGUAUCAUACAUUGGGGUUGUAAACGGUUCAAAUCACUAAUAUUUGUCGGACUUUAAAGUUAAUGUUAGUAUUUGAGUAGUCAAGAAUUUGGUGUCACUGUUUUCUAAAGCAGAGUAUGAAGAAUGGAAACACACCUUUAUGACAGCCACGGUUAACGCUGAGGACACACUAAGAUUUUUUUUUUUUUUUUAAUUUUACCCAUCAUUUCCUGCUGGGCCAUGUCGGCACUAGUCUGCAAAAGUUAAUUGAAAUUAGCAUGGCUAGUUAGCACAAAAGUCUUAGUGUGUGUGAGGGGAAGACCGGAACAGCCUUCUUCUUUACUUUUACACCAAUUUCUUCUCUGCUUUGACUUUGUAUAUAUUUCCACAUCAGUCUAAAAUGUCAAAAAAAAAUCCUAGUAAAAGAAAAAGGAAUCACAGGAGCGCAUCAGUCUGCACUACCUCACAGAGACCCAGUUUAAAGGUGUAACUGUGUUUUUACAGUUGCGUUGCAGAUUAUCUUGUGCAAUCAGACAGUUUAUAUAGGAUACUUAGCCAAUUAUGUAUAAUUCAGGAAUUUACAGGAUUAUUAACCUUUAACCUUUACGACACCUAACUUGUGUGGUGCUACAAUACCAACAGCAAAUAUAUUUUUUAGGGGGGUUUUAAAGCAAUACAAAAAUGCAAAAAAAAGUUCUGUGAAACUGUAGGUGUUUAUGUCUGUGAAGGUUCUCAGUCGUCUUAGGUUUCAAGAAAUCUUCGCCUGGUCAGGUGGUUACUUCUGAACCUCGUAUUGACGUGCAGAAGCUACCAAAUGGUACAAACAGAACAUUUUCCCUAUUUUCCUACUGAAGAAUAAAUAUUGUACAUUGUCACCACGGUGCAAAGCAGCAGCAUGUUAAACUACAUCUUCACUGACAGUUACAAAUUUGUAGUAAACCAUGAGAUGUCAGUCUAAAGUGUUGGUGUCGACUGUUUUGAUUUCUUUAUCAAAGACAGUUUGCUUUUUACAGAAACAGGAAUAUAUUUUUGAUUGGAUAUUAAAUGUGGUCAAAUUGCCUCUGUUGUCUCUUGUGCUUUUUUGAAUUAUCUGCUUUUAAUCCACUAAUGAAACAAAUCACAUUGACAGUGCAAUUAAACUCUAAUGUCAGGUCAUGGGUUUAUGUGAACAUAAAACCAAUGCUAAUUGGUUUGGGGUUUUUUUCACUGCAGGCCAUAUUUAAAGACCUUAACUACCCUGGAAGCAGAAUGAUUUCUUUGUUUGUAUAUCUAUGUUUUUCCAAUUGCAAAUGUGCCUCUGAUCGCUGCUCAAACAUGGUUUACCCUAGAGAGGCUUCAUUCUAACACCUUCUCCUACAUGAAAACAGUUAACGAUAUUAAUUUUACAAUAAAUAAAAAAACUUACAUAUUGACAUUCAAAUUCUGCAGAGUAUUUUUUACAAUUAGUAUUUCAUGAAACCAUGUGCACGCUUUAUGGAAUAUAAUCAACAUUCCUGCAGUAUAGUUAUUAUAUUGCUCUUUAAUAUUAUACUAUUUGUCAUUUUAGAAGAUUAUUUUUUUUGAUUAAUGAUUAAUCAUGAUUCUCUGCAGUCAGAAUUAAUUAUGAUUAAUCAUGAUUAAGACACUGCUACCCUGUGAUUAAUCAGAUUAAACAUUUUAUCAGUAGAGUGGCAGGUAGUGCACCAAGGAGCUCACCCUAAAAACGGACCAGGAAAUAAAUGGCUUGGCUUUUUCUGCUGUUGUCAUACUGCGUGCUCCAUGCACGCACCUAAUCUUUGCAACAAUGACAGAGUAUUUAGGCACUUGAGUAAAAGUUCAUUGUUACCAGUAUGUAUUAUCAAAACCCCUUAUUGUCUGUAUGGACCAAAUAUAUAGUAUAUAAAAAAAUUUAACAAAUUUAAUGUUAGUUUAUUUUUAUGUAAACAGCAACCUACAUUAGGAUUAUUUUGACUAAUUUUGGGCUAAUGUCAUUGAUGAUCUGUAAUGUAACAUGCUGAACAUCCACACACUCACAAAACCUGAAGGUUCCAGAUCAUUGGUUUAGCUGAUGGAGCUAAAAGUAAAGGCUGACUAUUAGCUCUGGCUUGGACAAUCAAUAGCUUUGUGUGUGUAUGUGUGAGUAAGACACCCUGGUAGGCGGUCCGUUUGUACAGGGUCGUUGGGUCGACAGUCUGGACCACUAUUGUUGCAACAGUAUAACUGUGCUCUCUGUGUCUGGGAGUUGUCAGAAAUAUUAGAGCACCACCCUCAGAAUGUUCUCAUCAUUUUUGGUUUUGUCAGAUUGGAGUUCGGACCUGGCACUGUUCUAAAUUUUGAGAAAAUUCUUUAAUGUCAUCAAGACUAUUUUGCUUCAAAGAUCUACAGAGGCAGCAUGCAGAAACCACUGGACUGAUGCAACUGUGAGCAGCUGCAGGGAUGAACCGCCGGAGUCCAGGGAACACCGGGAAUACCAUUAAAUGGGACAGAAGUCGGCUGCAGAGAGGGAGUGUGUUGAUGAUGCUGUUGUGGAUUAUCCUCUCCAGUUCUCUGGUCCUGAUGACUGACGGACAGAUGAAGAUCCCACCAGAAACAGUGCAGCAGUGGGCCACGUCCUUCGGUAAAGAGAUUAACGCUCUUUCUGCCAGAUACUCCGGAGCUAAACUCCUGCAGAAGAAAUACAAGGACAUCGAGGGCAUGAUAAAGAUAGAGGAGGUGGACGGAGAGGAACUGGUGAAGAAGUUUGCGGAGGAGAUGGAGCGAAUGCUGGGGAGAAAAAUGGAGUCUGUGAAGAGGUUGGCAGAAGCAGCUGAAGACGCCGAUUAUUACCACGAGUACAAUGAAACACUGGAGUUUGAUUAUUAUAACUCCAUGCUCAUCAACACCAUGGAUGAGGAUGGGAACCCGGUGCCUCUGGGAGGAGAGUUUCCUCUGGAGGAGAACGAACACUUCAGUUCACUUCUGGUUAACACACAAAUGAGUAACAUACAAGUCCCGACUAAUGUCUACAACAAAGAUCCAGACAUCGUGAAUGGCGUCUACAUGUCUGAGGCUCUGAACGACCUGUUCGUCGAAAACUUCCAGAAAGAUCCAACGCUCACCUGGCAGUACUUUGGCAGUUCCACAGGCUUUUUCAGGCUCUACCCAGGGAUCCAGUGGACUCCAGAUGAGAAUGGUGUGGUCACCUUCGACUGCAGAAACAGAAACUGGUACAUCCAAGCUGCCACGUCUCCCAAAGACGUGGUGAUUGUGGUGGACGUCAGUGGCAGCAUGAAGGGCCUGAGGCUGACCAUAGCCAAACACACCAUCAACACCAUCCUGGACACCCUGGGAGAAAAUGACUUUGUCAACAUCAUUGCGUACAGCGACUACGUCCGUUACGUGGAGCCCUGUUUCAAGGGCACUCUGGUUCAAGCCGACCUGGACAACAGAGAGCAUUUUAAGCUACUGGUUGAAGAACUCCACGUCAAAGGAGAAGGCAAAGUGAAAAAAGCCAUGAAAGAAUCUUUCAAGAUCCUCAACGAGGCUGCCGCCCUGGGUCAGGGCAGCUUGUGUAACCAGGCCAUCAUGCUGAUUACGGACGGAGCCAUGGAGGACUACCAGGAUGUUUUUGAAAAGUUUAACUGGCCAGAUCGGAGGGUCCGUGUGUUCACGUAUCUGAUUGGACGAGAGAUGACCUUUGCUGAAAAUGUCAAAUGGAUCGCCUGCAACAACAAGGGCUACUACACGCAUGUUUCCACACUGGCGGACGUUCAAGAAAACGUGAUGGAGUACCUACAUGUUCUCAGCAGGCCAAUGGUCAUCAACCAUGAUCAUGACAUCAUAUGGACAGAGGCCUACAUGGACAGUGUGUUGUUCAACACUCAGGCUCAGAGCCUGCUCCUGAUGACCUCAGUGGCCAUGCCAGUGUUCAGCAAGAAGAAAGAGACUCUGUCUCACGGAAUUCUCUUGGGUGUGGUUGGAACCGACGUGGCUGUGAGAGAACUGAUGAGAUUAGCUCCGAGAUACAAGCUUGGUGUCCAUGGUUACGCCUACCUCAUCACAAACAACGGCUACAUCCUGUCCCACCCUGACUUAAGACCCCUGUACAAAGAAGGGAAGAAGCUCAAGCCCAAACCCAACUACAACAGUGUGGAUCUGUCUGAGGUGGAGUGGGAAGACACGGAGGAGAAACUGAGAACAGCAAUGGUCAAAGGAGACACUGGAACUUUAGCUCUAGAUGUGAAGGCGACGGUAGAUAAAGGAACGAGGGUACUCUUCCUGAGGAACGAUUACUUCCACACUGACAUCAAUGAGACACCAUUCAGUCUUGGUAUAGUGUUAACACAAGGACAUGGAGAGUACAUAUUUAAAGGAAAUGUCUCUGUUGAAGAAGGUCUCCAUGACUUGAUGGCUCCUGAUCUGACUAUUGCUAAUGACUGGACAUACUGUGAGACAGACAUUGACCCCGCGCACCGCAAGCUGAGCCAACUGCAAGCUGUCAUUCGAUACUUCUCUGGCAAAGAACCAGACCUGGAGUGUGACAUGCAUUUGUUACAGCAGACGCUCUUUGAUGCUGUGGUCACAGCUCCGAUGGAGGCCUACUGGACUGCACUCAUGCUCAACGCUUCGGGUAUGGAUGAGGGGAUCGAGACGGCGUUCCUGGGAACCCGUUCAGGCCUGACGAGAUUCCAGCGGUACGCUGGUGUUGAGAAACGGGUCGGCAGGUCUUUCCUCACCCCCAAAGACAAUGAGAAUAUGUUCACACUGGAUCACUUCCCACUGUGGUACCGCAGAGCAGCGGAGAACCCACCUGGACAGUUUCUGUACUACAUGCCCAGACCAGAUACUAAAGCGGGAAGGAUUGUGAUCGCCACCACUGCUGUCACCGUGACUGUGCGCAAGAAAACCGCCAUCGCUGGAGCCAUUGGGGUCCAGAUGACACUCGAUGUGUUUGAGUCCAGAUUCUGGGCCCUAACCGUACAGCCAAACGACACAGACUGCUCUGACGUUGAAGGGAUUUGUCCUCUUCGCUGUGACAGCCCUGAUAUCGAGUGCUACGUGAUUGACAAUAAUGGCUUUGUCCUCAUUUCUAAACAGCCUAAUGACGCCGGAAGGUUCUUCGGUGAGAUUGAUGGAUCAGUGAUGACAACGCUCAUUAGAAUGGGCAUGUUUAAAAGGGUGUCCUUGUUCGACUACCAGGCCAUGUGUAAGAUGAACUCGCACUCGGUCAGCAGCGCUCGUCCACUUCUCAGUCCGUUCUAUGGUUUGGCUUCAGCUCUUCAAUGGUUCCUCUCCAACUUCCUGCUGUUUCUUCUGGAGUUCAACGUCUGUGGCUUGUGGCACACGGAGCCUUUUGCUGAUGCAAAGCCGUCUUUCAGUGUGUCCUCGGCUCAUAAGAAAAAAGGCGACAUCCUGCAGCCGUGCGACACCGAGUACCCCAGCUUUGUUCAUGAUCCCUCAGUCAAGGAGACGAACAGCAUUAUUAAGUGUGGACGCUGCCAGAAGAUGUUUGUGGUGCAGCAGAUACCAGACAGCAACCUCCUGAUGCUGGUGGUUCAGGCCAACUGUGACUGUUCCAGACAGUACUCACCAAUCACCUUGGAGCCCAAGGAAGUCAAAUAUAAUGCAUCGAUAAAAUGCGAUAGAAUGAAGUCCCAGAAGAUUCGCAAGCGGCCUGAGUCUUGCCACGCCUACCACCCACAGGAGAACGCCAAUGACUGCGGAGGAGCAUCCUUCAUAUCCCCUUCAGCCUCCCUCUUCUUCAUCUGUCUCAUCUUCGCUGCAAUUUCCUCUUGAUGAUGGGCAGCUUUAUCUAGAAACACGUAAAAGAGACAACUGAAAUAAAUCAAGGUAUUUGUUUGGACGACAGGCACCUUAAGCAGAUCUUUUGAAAUCUGCACCUUCCACUGGACAAGAUAUCCAUGACAACCACAAGCCAGUCCUCUCCUGGUGGACUUUAGACUUGGUUUAUCAGCAAUGGUUCCUGAACAUCCUGACCCUGACUCUGCAAAGCAGACAUAUAAUGGAUUUGUAUCUAAGUUUUCACAAGGCAAUUUGCAUCUCCAAUUAAAAAGGGGCAAAAGGUGAUCUUGAUGAUUGUUAUGAGGUCACAGCAGCGGCCUAACAAAAUCCACAGAGGAAAUAAUGCUGUGGUUAUGUGUUAUAACCACAGAUGUGUUAAUGAUGCGUUGGCUGACUGCGCACUCAUCUCCAGAACACUUACUGUACAUCAGUUUAUAUGUUACAUUCACAAAUUUACUUACGGGUUUUAAAAAGUCAAACAAUGACCUCUCAAACAAGGGCUGAAUGUGAUGGAAGCCAUGGUUUACAUGUUUGUUUACAGCAUCUUUGGAUUACCGCCUCUGGACAGUGUAACAGCUCAGCGUGUAAAUGUGCUCACAUUGUUGAUAUUGUUGAUGGACAGUAAAGGACAGUAAAGGUGGGAAUUGUCAGUUGCUCUGGGAUACAUUGUUCAAUUCACUGGUUCACAAACGUCCUGCAGUGCCCCAUGUGGACACAUUCAUAGCUAUUGCUUGGAACUCCACUGAACGAGAUGGCACUUGUAACUAGACAAAAGAAAAGAAAAAUCUAAUUGUGUAUCUCGCUCAGAGUGGAACAGAUAAAC